AGACAAAAUGGCUAGAAGACCAGCUAGAUGUUACAGAUACUGUAAGAACAAACCAUACCCAAAGUCCAGAUACAACAGAGCUGUUCCAGACGCCAAGAUUAGAAUCUAUGAUUUAGGUAGAAAGAAGGCCCCAGUUGAUGAAUUCCCAUUGUGUGUCCACUUGGUCUCCAACGAAUUGGAACAAUUAUCUUCUGAAGCUUUAGAAGCUGCUCGUAUCUGUGCUAACAAGUAUAUCACCAAGAUUUCUGGUAGAGAAUCUUUCCACUUGAGAGUCAGAGUCCACCCAUUCCACGUUUUACGUAUCAACAAGAUGUUGUCAUGUGCCGGUGCCGAUAGAUUGCAACAAGGUAUGAGAGGUGCUUGGGGUAAGCCACAUGGUUUAGCUGCCAGAGUUUCUAUUGGUCAAAUUAUCAUGUCUGCUAGAACCAAGGACUCUAACAAGGAAGUUGUUAUUGAAGGUUUAAGAAGAGCCAGAUACAAGUUCCCAGGUCAACAAAAGAUUAUUAUUUCUAAGAAGUGGGGUUUCACUCCAUUGAACAGAGACGAAUACGUUGCCAAGAAGAACAAUGGUGAAGUUAAGGAUGACGGUGCUUACGUUAAGUUCUUAUCCAGAAAGGGUAACUUGGAAGAAAACUUGAAGCAAUUCCCAAACUUCCAAUACACUGUUUAAGUUGAGUAUUAGUUUACUUUAGAAUUAGUAAGUAUUUAAUUAACAUCAUCUUU
Molecule: messenger RNA, 723 nt
Organism: Spathaspora passalidarum NRRL Y-27907
Lineage: Eukaryota; Fungi; Ascomycota; Pichiomycetes; Serinales; Debaryomycetaceae
Gene: RPL10
Product: 60S ribosomal protein uL16
Exons: 1
Coding region: 8-670 (220 amino acids)
Biological process (GO): translation; ribosomal large subunit assembly
Cellular component (GO): cytosolic large ribosomal subunit; ribosome
Molecular function (GO): structural constituent of ribosome
Source: RefSeq, a predicted model, not a curated record